Messenger RNA from Solanum verrucosum, 1592 nucleotides. RefSeq names its product endoglucanase 16. Gene Ontology annotation, biological process: carbohydrate metabolic process. Bases 33 to 1493 code for a protein of 486 amino acids. The transcript is spliced from 8 exons. The record is from RefSeq and is a predicted model, not a curated record. Lineage: Eukaryota; Viridiplantae; Streptophyta; Magnoliopsida; Solanales; Solanaceae. Gene Ontology annotation, molecular function: hydrolase activity, hydrolyzing O-glycosyl compounds.
UUUUUGAUGCUUAAUUAUUCAUUUGUUAAAUCAUGAACAACAAGAUUUAUAUAUUGAAUGCAUUUAGAACCUUGGUUAUAGCAUGGUUCAUUAUAUUUGAAGGUGUACAUGGAGAUUUUAAUUAUCAAGAUGCUCUUACCAAAUCCCUUAUUUUUUUGGAGGCACAAAGAUCAGGAAAACUUCCUCCUAAACAUAGACCUUCAUGGAGAGGAGAUUCUGCCCUUCAAGAUGGAAAAUCUGCUAAUGUGGACCUUGUAGGAGGAUACUAUGAUGCUGGAGAUAAUGUGAAAUAUGGGCUUCCAAUGGCUUUCACUGUAACAACCUUAGCAUGGGCUGCUAUUGCUUAUCACUCACAGCUCCAAUCUGCUGGAGAAUUGGAAAAUGUUCGCUCUGCCAUCAAAUGGGGCACUGAUUAUUUCUUAAAAGCCAGUGUCAAGCGCAAUUGCCUCUACGUUCAGGUUGGAGAUCCAGUGAAAGAUCAUGAAUGUUGGACAAGGCCAGAGAACAUGAAAACGCCGAGAACUGUGCUAAUGAUAGACCAGAAAAAUCCUGGAACAGAGAUUGCUGCUGAGACUUCUGCAGCAAUGGCUGCUGCUUCUAUUGUAUUUCGUGGAACUGAUCGUUCCUAUUCCCGUAAACUUCUCAAUAAAGCCAAACAGCUUUUUCAGUUUGGCAAAACCCAUAAAGGAACCUAUGAUGGGGAAUGUCCUUUCUAUUGCUCCUUUUCUGGCUAUCAUGAUGAGUUGUUGUGGGCUGCAACAUGGUUGUAUAGAGCAACCAAGAGGCCAACAUACUUGGAAUUCAUCACAGAAGAGGCCACUACUGCAACUGUAGCCGAAUUUAGCUGGGACCUUAAAUAUGCAGGAGCUCAAAUACUCCUAUCUAAGUUCUAUUUUGAAGGGGAGAAAGAUUUAGCGAACUUUAAGCAACAAGCUGAUGGUUUUAUUUGCUCCAACCAUCCUCAAAGUCCCCAUCACCAGGUUCACAUGUCUCCAGGGGGUCUGAUUCACCUUAGAGAUGGAGCCAAUUCUCAAUAUGUUACUGGUGCAGCUUUUCUGUUUAGUGCUUAUAGUGAUUAUCUAGCAAUGUACAAGCAAACGGUCAGCUGUGGUGAUAAAAAGUUCAAUUCUGCUGAUCUCAUGGACUUCGCCAAGCAACAGAUAGACUAUCUGCUUGGGAAAAACCCGAGAGGAAAAUCAUACAUGGUUGGUUUUGGGAACAAACCUCCAACUCAAGCUCAUCAUAGAGGUGCCUCUGUUCCACAAAUGUCUCCAAACAAAUUGGUGGACUGCUCUAUGAGUUUUGUUAACUGGUACAAUACUGAAAAACCCAAUGCUAAUGAGCUAACAGGUGCUAUUGUUGGUGGUCCUGAUAAAAACGAUAACUUUGAAGAUCGUCGCUCAAGUUCAUCCAUGACUGAGCCAACAACAUAUACAAAUUCUUUGGCUGUUGGUGUCCUUGCAAAGCUCACGAAGCACCAUUCCUCGUCUUGAUCACCUAAGUAGAUUUUCAUUAUGGUGAAGAUUUACGAGGGUGUAUAAGUUAUUUUUUCAGAUGAAUUGAGAGUCUAUAUAAUGUCUUUGUAGGUCCUA